AUGGCCUUAAUGGGCUGGCCCAAAGAUCAUUUGACGGAGCUGAUCCCAUCGACCUCACCCAUGCUGAAGAAGAAGAAGAAGCCGGAGCUUCGAAUUGCUGAACAGCAACGUAACAUCCGUAGAUGUUACACGUGCGGGAGCAUUAAACACUUGCGUCCACAGUGUUCGCUGCGGAAACCGCGUCAAAGUCGGCGGAUCCGCAAUAUGUCUUCCAACCCGAAGAUGAAUACGGAGCGGUAA
Molecule: messenger RNA, 240 nt
Organism: Peronospora matthiolae
Lineage: Eukaryota; Oomycota; Peronosporomycetes; Peronosporales; Peronosporaceae
Source: the annotation of a GenBank genome assembly